AUGCCUAAAGUUAAAGUAAUCAAACCAGAGACUACAACUCCUACUAGAACUUCUAGUCGAUUAGCCGCAAAACGACAAGCAAGUGCGGAUAAAAUCAUUACAGCCCCUGUUACGACUAGAGGAGGUAAAAAAACCGCGAAAACACAAAAAAAGAAGAAAGCAGAAACUAAUGAUAAUAAUAAUACUGAAGUUAGUGAAGUUAAUGAAGUUGUAGUAGAGAAAGAUAAUAGUAAAAGUGUAGCAGAAACAGCAACUACAACUGGCGAAACCGAUGAUGAUGAUGCCGAACCUAUGGAAACUGUUGCUCCCGAUCAACCAUGCUGUUACUCCCAAUGA
Messenger RNA from Diversispora eburnea, 336 nucleotides. The record is from the annotation of a GenBank genome assembly. NCBI's taxonomy places the organism in Eukaryota, Fungi, Glomeromycota, Glomeromycetes, Diversisporales, Diversisporaceae.